AUGAAUCGAUUUUUUGGAAGAAUUUCAACGCGUUAUGCUUCAGGAAUGCGUUUUUGUCAGUUCCACGAUCAGUCUAACGGCCUUAGGCUCGGUGCACAGCUCGCUGAUGGCUCUGUCGCUGAUAUUUCCGCACAAUAUCCUGAUCUCAAGUCCUUGAUCUCCGCUGGUGCCGAAGGAAUGUCAAAAGUCUCCGCUGCUCUUGGAAGUCCAGCAAGUGGGGUUGCUCUUGAUAGCCUCAAGAUGGCGCCAGUCAUUCAUAAUCCCGAAAAGAUCAUCUGCAUCGGCCUCAACUACUCCGACCAUUGCACCGAGCAAAAUCUUACUCCACCAAAGGAGCCUGUCGUGUUCAACAAGUUUCCAUCCACUCUGGUAGGCCAUGGCGAUGCUAUUCAGCUCCCGAAAAUCGGAUGCAAUACUGAUCUUGAGGCGGAACUAGCCAUUAUCAUCGGAAAAGAAGGCCGCCACAUUUCAAAAGAAUCCGCUUUCGACCACGUCUUCGGAUACACCAUCGCCAACGACGUGUCUGGUCGGGACUGGCAAAAGAAACGCAACGGAGGUCAAUGGCUUCUCGGCAAAACUUUUGAUACUUUUUGCCCGCUUGGCCCCGUGGUUGCUACUGACGUUGAUCCAUCUAAUUUGAAGAUUUCAUCUUGGAUCGGAGACGACAAAAUGCAAGAUUCAAACACGAAGUUCCUGAUUUUUGACAUUCCAUUCAUCAUUAACUGGGUGUCCCAAAUCUGCACCCUCAAGCCAGGAGACGUGAUCCUCACCGGAACUCCUGGAGGCGUCGGCAUGCACCGCAAUCCACCCAAGUUCCUCGCGGAUGGCGACACUUGCGUCAUUGAAAUCGAGGGACUUGGACGACUCUCGAACCCGGUCAAAAUGGAAGAGUGA
This is a messenger RNA of Oikopleura dioica, 894 nucleotides long. NCBI's taxonomy places the organism in Eukaryota, Metazoa, Chordata, Appendicularia, Copelata, Oikopleuridae. The record is from the annotation of a GenBank genome assembly.